This is a messenger RNA of Guyanagaster necrorhizus, 3334 nucleotides long. RefSeq names its product ARM repeat-containing protein. Gene Ontology annotation, cellular component: cytosolic [4Fe-4S] assembly targeting complex. The transcript has 22 exons. The record is from RefSeq and is a predicted model, not a curated record. The coding region runs from base 29 to 3139 and encodes 1036 amino acids. NCBI's taxonomy places the organism in Eukaryota, Fungi, Basidiomycota, Agaricomycetes, Agaricales, Physalacriaceae.
CUGAUCUUCAUUGACAUUGACCUGCUUGAUGGAAUCGACAGAGCGGCUCGUGCGUACAUGGAUGGCAUCUGGCCGGGACGAGGAGGUUGUAAUGACGGCGUCUGAGGUAUCCGAUGGUCGAACGUCCCUUUUGAACGUCGUGAAGGCCUUGGGAGAAUAUUUAACAGCUGAAGAAGACAGUCUUCGUACCAAGGGCGUCGAAUUCCUGUCUUUGGUACUAGACCGAUCUCCUCCAGAAAAGUUAAAUCGCCAAUCUGUACGAGUCCUUGCAACGUUCUACUGCACCAAACUCGAGGACACGGAGACAAUAAUACCCGCUCUGAAGGGCCUACUUUCCCUUUCUCGUCUCAUUAACUGCACGAGUGAAGACGUCCCGGCCAUUACCCGAGCUUUGUUCGUGCAUGUCAAAAUGAAAGUACUCGUUCAGUCAGUACGGCUUGUCGUGUAUUCUAUCAUCGAUAAUUUCAUGGCACGCCACAGAGAUGCUUUGAAGCAGAUGAACAAGGAAUUUUUGGCCGGUUAUGUCGCACUUGCAGAUGGUGAAAAGGAUCCAAGAAAUCUUUUGGUCGCUUUUGCAAUCGCACGGGUGAUUCUCGUCGAGUUCGAUAUAUCUGCUUUUGUUGAGGAUUUGUUCAACAUAACGUUCUGUUACUUCCCUAUCACGUUCCGACCGCCUCCAAAUGACCCUUACGGUAUCAGUGCCGAUGACCUCAAGCGCAAUCUUCGCCGCUGCUUGAGCGCAACGCCUGCGUUUGGUCCAAUGGCUAUACCUGUCUUCUUGGAAAAGCUCAUAGCCGGAUCACCCAUGACUAAGAGGGAUACAUUGCAGAGUAUGACAGAAUGCUUCCCUGUGUAUGGUGCUGGCUUGGCCAGAAGUUCUGCGCGCGAAAUUUGGAAUGCGCUUAAGCUGGAGAUAUUCCAACCGACCGAUACCAUCACAGCGGACAUGGCAUUAAACUGCACGCAAUCUUUAGUGAAGACCAUAUAUUUGGCAGACUCGAGGGCAGAAGAUGGCUCUGAGACAGAUAGCGAAGGAUUAGCUCAGGACGCAUGCGAGGAAUGUAUCAUGAUUCUUCGUGAACCUGAAAAGAGUCAGGCAAGGCCUGCGAUCAAGGUUCUUUGUGCUUUCAUGUCGACUACCCCGUCCGUUGCCCACUACACCAUUUCGAAGACAGCACCGCAUCUAGUUGCACUAUUCAUUACACUUGAAGAUACUGCCAGUCGAUUGUCUGAUCUAUUGUUACUGUCGGACCUGAUCGCUGCAGCGAGGGACUCCGUGUCCAAUCUUCAACAGUCGGAUGUUAUAGAGCCUCCGCUGUUGCCAUACAAAGAUGAUAUUCUUGGUAUCGUUAUCGUGGGUCUCCAAACCAACUCUCUUCGACGGCCUGCCUUGGCUUGUCUUUUGGGAAUGGUGUCUACCAAGUAUUUACUUACAGAUGAAGAACUCGGUUUCGUUGUACACAAGACCAACGAGGUUUUGCAGGGGGACACCGACGAAAAUGAUGAUGAAAGUGAUAUUCUGAAACUCUUGACAACUAUAACUACCAUAUCUCCCCACCAUGUGGUUGACCAAACACUGCCUCUUCUAUUCAACGACCUCCCUGACCAAGCACCUUCAAGGGCCGCAGUCACAGAUCGCAUAAAAUACCGGCGUAUCUUAUCGGCGCUGAGCAUUCUCUGCCAGCAACCAGAGCUUUUCGAAGUCUUUAUGAUACGACUGACUACGAGAGUCGAGCUUCUUUGUUCCGCCACGGAUAUUGAAGCUGACUCUGAACCUCGCGCUGCGUACGCCCAUGCCAUCCUCAGGUCUAUCGCCCAGACGUUGUCUUCCAAAGUCGACGAGAAGCACGUCGAUGUCCCUAAAUACAUUGACCGACUUGUACCAAGACUAUACAAACUUUUCAUUUAUUCAGCCCUAACCUCUGAUGGCGGUUAUGUGAUAGCCACAGAUCCUAGGCUGAUCCUCGUGGCUGGAGACAUUAUUAGUCUAGUAGCUCAAUGCCUAACGGUGGAGAGAUAUCAAACGUUUAUGGUUGCUUUAUUUUCUGCUUUUAUCUCCGGAAACGUCGCUAGUAUUUGUGAAGGACAACUGAAACUCCCUGCCGAUAUAGUGUUCCAUCCGUUCCAGGACUCUGCCUUAACAUCACUGAAGAACUUGAUACUUUUGUUUGCCGCUGCAAUUAUUGCAGCACCAAAAGAAGUUUCCAUACCGGUUUCUUCAUUGGACGGCUUUCUGAGCGACAUUUUGAAGUGGAGUCUCAUGACAGCGGACAACGACAUACAGAGGGAAGCUGCCUGGAAGAUUUUAACUUCUAUUCUCAAUAAGCAUACAGCAGAUGCCUCUGGAUUUCUCAGUCAGCAGCUUGAGAUUUUUGAAUCAAACAGACUGUCUGAUACGGCAUUGACUGUACCUCAGCGCCAGCAGGGUGUUGCGGCUUGGGUCUAUAUAUGCAAAGCGCUUCUGGUUCAAAGUCAUCCGUCAGCCCUUGAUUUUGCCGAUCGGCUGUUUGGCGUGUUUGGGGACGAGAGUAUUGGUUGGGAUGCAGCCAAGGCAAUCGGCCAAAUUGUUGAGCCUGGGGAUGUGUUGUCGAAAAGAAAUCGAUCCGUUAUCAAAAUACUACACGUGCAAAAAUUUGUUAGCAAGAUUCUGCCCCGUAUCAUUGCCGGAGCAAACGACACGAGCAAACCUAACGAACAAAUAUCUAAUCUUGUAGCCCUAGCAUCUCUCAUUAAAUCUAUAUCAAAACCAUUGUAUUCCCAGCAGAUGCCCAUAUUAAUACCUUUUCUAUUACGCGGCCUCGACCUCCCCGAUGAAAGUGUACAUGUGAAUGUCAUUGACACAUUCAUUGCCGCUGCAGAAGGAGAUACGCCUGAACAAAGCUUGGUCGCCGAACAUGUUCCAUCAUUGAUAUCCAAGAUGCUGAAGAACAGUGGGAUUCAAGAUACGCCUUCGACGAGAGUAAGAAUCGCAGCAGCCAGGUAUCUGGCCAUCCUGCCGCAGAUCGUCCGUUAUGAUAUUUUGCAUCCUUACAAGUCGCAAGUCGUCAAAGAGCUGGCGAAAGUUCUAGAUGACCCCAAGCGCGCUGUUAGAAAGGAAGCUGUCAAUGCACGAACGAAUUGGAUCAAAUGUGGCGGUUAACGCGAGGGGUAUCGAUUCCAUCUACCAGAUAAGUAUGAAGCCCUACAGCAUGGAUGAGAACCCAGCUGUAGUUAUGGAUCUAAAGCGUAAAGUGUGCUAUAUGUGAUGAGGUCGUACAGUAAAGCAGACUAGUAUAAAAAUGUAGGAAGAUGCGCCGUGAAAUAGACAGAGCAAUAAAGACAAAAAUUAAACAAC